Prosopis cineraria is the source of this 1317-nucleotide messenger RNA. RefSeq names its product E3 ubiquitin-protein ligase ATL6-like. Bases 44 to 1096 code for a protein of 350 amino acids. NCBI's taxonomy places the organism in Eukaryota, Viridiplantae, Streptophyta, Magnoliopsida, Fabales, Fabaceae. The record is from RefSeq and is a predicted model, not a curated record. The transcript has a single exon.
CCUCCUUCUCAUUCUUCUCUUCAAUCCCUCGUCAACCGCCACCAUGCGCCUCCUCCUCCUCGUCCUCCUCCUCCCUCCUCCGUUCCCCCUCGCCUGCGCCCAGGUCGAUAACACUGGCCCCACUGGCCCUUACUACAACUCCUACACUCCCUCCAUGGCCAUCAUCAUCGUCAUUCUUGUCGCCGCUCUCUUCCUCACCGGCAUUUUCUCCCUCUACAUCCGCCACUGCGGCCAAUCUUCCGGCUCCGCCCUCCCCAACCUCGCCGCUCGAUCCAGACGCCAGCCUCGCGGCCUCGAUCCCUCCGUCAUCCGCUCCUUCCCGACUCUCGACUACUCCGCAGUCAAGGUUCACAAGAUUGGAAAAGGUACCCUGGAAUGCGCCGUCUGCCUCAACGAGUUCGAGGACUCCGAGACGCUCCGCCUCAUGCCCAAGUGCGACCACGUCUUCCAUCCUGACUGUAUCGACGAGUGGCUGGCCUCCCACACUACCUGCCCCGUCUGCAGGGCCGACCUCGUCCCUCAACCAGGCGACUCCCUUCAUGGACCUCCCGUGCUUGACUCUCGCGCUGAUGUCGAAUCUCAGAACGACGCUCGGGAACCUCCUGACGUUGACCGAGAGGCCGCCGAGCCCGAUGUCAGGUGUUUCAAUCAGAGGCUGAACCCGGACAGUGCGCGAGGUUCUCGAUCGAGUCAGCCGGUAUGGUGGGCGAGGUCUCACUCGACUGGGCACUCGCUGCUCCAGCCGGGGGAAAACACCGACAGGUACACUCUGAGACUGCCGGCGGACGUGAGGAACAGGCUGCUCAAUCAGAAAUUUCAUCGGGCCACAAGCUUGGUAAUCUUGCCGGGGGAAAGUAGUUCGAGGAGGGGAUAUCGAACCGGAGGGGAGGGUAGUAGCAGGGGAAGGUUUUCGAGGCGACUGGACCGCGGUUUUAAAUCAGACCGAUGGGUUUUCACGAUGGCGCCGCCGUUCUUAGUGAGGGCGUCAUCAAUCAGGUCGCCGAAGGUGGCUAGUAACAGUGCCGCCGUUGAAGAGACCUCCGCCGACCCCAUCAUGCCACCCUUGGCGGUGGACUCGGCCCGGCCUCCGGUUUAGUAAUUCCUUUUGCUUUGAGUUUUGGAUUCAUUACACGGUGCAGCAGUGCACAAAAUUGAGACCUUCCGCUUCCUUCUGCAGCAGGUACUUGUAAAAUUCACCCUCAGAUUUUUUUUCUCAGCCACGAUUUCGAUUCAUGUCUAAAUCGUUGGGCUGAUUUGUUCUGAGUAAUGUAAUUAAAAUGCUCUUAAUUAAUCUGAAGGAUGUGAUCAUUGUAUCGA